Trichomycterus rosablanca is the source of this 2277-nucleotide messenger RNA. RefSeq names its product matrix metallopeptidase 17b (gene mmp17b). Gene Ontology annotation, biological process: extracellular matrix organization; proteolysis; collagen catabolic process. The transcript is spliced from 11 exons. The record is from RefSeq and is a predicted model, not a curated record. Gene Ontology annotation, cellular component: extracellular matrix. Gene Ontology annotation, molecular function: zinc ion binding; metalloendopeptidase activity. Bases 1 to 1824 code for a protein of 607 amino acids. Lineage: Eukaryota; Metazoa; Chordata; Actinopteri; Siluriformes; Trichomycteridae.
AUGGAUGUGAUACAUGUUCUCAGCUUGAGGGUGGUGAUACUGCUUGGGCUCAGCUUGUGUAAACCUGAAUGGACAGUCUCUGCCCCGCUGACUCCACCUACUGAACUAGUGGAAUAUGUGACACCCACAAUAGAUGAGAGCGCAAGACUAGUGGAUUGGCUGACAAAAUAUGGCUACUUGUCUCAGCCUGAUUCUUCCACUGGCCAACUUCAGGCCUGGACAGCUGUCACAGAAGCACUGAAGGCCAUGCAGAGGUUUGCUGGUCUAGAAGACACUGGAACUUUAGAUGGAGAGACAUUAAGAUUGAUGCAGAGCCCACGCUGUUCACUCCCAGAUAAUGACGGCAGUCAGAUCAGUCCGGUGUCAGAUACUGAGGAUCAUGGUAGAAGGACAAAAAGGGAAAUAUCUACAUGGACUCGACGGAACAUUAACUGGAGGUUGCGUUCAUACCCUGUCUCCCCGACUCUGUCCCGUGACAUAACUCGCUCUCUAGUUUUCUAUGCUCUGAAGGUGUGGGCAGAGCCAACACUGCUUGAGUUUCAUGAGGUUGGAGGACCAUCGGGGGCAGAUCUGCAGAUUGAUUUCUUGCAUGGUUUCCAUGGUGAUGGGUACCCCUUUGAUGGGGUGGGUGGAGCUGUUGGUCACGCCUUCUUCCCCUCUGAUUCCGACAGAGCAGGUGAAGUUCACCUGGAUGCACAGGAGGAUUGGGCUUUCAGACAGCCAGCUUCUAAAGGCACGGAUACAUUUACAGUACUGGUGCACGAGCUUGGACAUGCCCUCGGACUCUCUCACUCAUCAGCACGGGGAUCUGUUAUGAGGCCAUAUUACCAGGGACCUCUGGGGGACCCACUGCACUUUAACCUUGGGUCUUCGGACCUUGAACUUAUCACUGCACUCUACGGAAAAAGGGGUGAUCCUUUACAGACAGACAGUCCUCUUCCAGAAGCCGACGUCCAGCUAAACCAACGUGGAGAGUCACACAAACUUACACACAGAUACCCACAAAGCCACCAGGACAGUCAUAUGUUGGAUAGGUGCAACACAAGUUUUGAUGCGGUUGCUAAAAUCAGAGGAGAGACAUUUUUCUUCAAAGGUCUUAGUAUGUGGAGGGUACAUACAGGAGGUCUGAUCUCUCGGAAAGCUGUGUCUGUGAGGAGACUUUGGGCCGCUUUGCCCACCUCUCUACCCCCACUGAGAGCUGUUCUGGAGAGACAUGAGGAUCACGCCAUCAUAUUUAUCAGUGGCUCUCAGUUUUGGAUGUUUAAAGAUCUGUCUCUUGAGGACGGCUUUCCCAAGCUGCUGUCUGAUCUAAGUCCUGCAGGAUCGGACGCACCUGGGUAUGGCUUACACUGGGACCCUGAUAAAGGAGUGACGUGGGGGCCUGUUGAAAAAGAAGGAGACAAAAGAGAGGAGGAAAAUCACAUGUGGACAGAGCUGACUAAAGAGGGUGUGAAUGGAAUUAUCAAAGAUAAUAAUGGUUCAUUGUACCUCUUCAAGGGUUCUUCCUACUGGAAAUUUUCCCACCCCUUCGCUGCCCCUGAGAAAGGAUACCCUCGUCCUGUGGCCACAGACUGGCUGAACUGCCCAGACCCUACCCCUCAUAAUCCAGCUGGCGUCUCCCUGACAUCUAUAACUGGUCAGCUUGAGCUGCAAAAGAGAAAAAAUCAAGGAGCAGCAGACCAGAUCAGGCACAGAGACAAAACCGCAGCAGGACCCAUACAAGAUCAAAAGGACUGUCACUGUUUCAACGAAGCAAUGCAAUAUAAUAUGGGUCUGGUUUUAGUGAUGCUUAGUCUACUCUUACACAUGGGUCAUAUUUACUAAGAUAAAUGCUAAUUGCAUAUAUUUUAGCAAGUUUGUUUAGUGACACAGAUAUGGUAUCUGUAUAAAUAUAAACACAGACAAAGUUUGCCUGAUUAGGAUAUGCCUAUAACCUAUAAAACAUUAUAACCAGUAUUAACCUUUGGAGUCUGUAGGUCUUCCUUUCAGCAAAAGCAGAGGGUGUACUGCCAUGUGCAUAUUGCUUGACUGAGAGUAUCUAAUGUCUGUAACAUUAUUAUCUUAUCAAAAAAUUAUCUUUUAAAUUAAAAACAUAUUUGUCUCAAGCUAAAGAGGAAGGGGUUUAGUUUUGUCUGCAAUUUCCCAGUGCCAGUUUGAGCAUGGACAUUGAAACACAGAUGGAUACCAGGAAACUAUACUCAUACAUUAUACAGUAAAUUAAUGUAAAUAAAUAGAAAGCAAAACAAAGCAGACAAAUAAAAUGUCUUAGUAAAUUCA